UCGAAUCCACUAAAAAAAGCUAUAGCCUAAAAGCUAGUUGAUCGGCGGCGGAAUUGCACGGUUGGUUGGCCUGCGGCUGGUUUAGGGUUAAAGUUUUACCAUUUGUUCGGACUGAGGGGAGAGGGAGAGAGAGAUGGGGAUAUCCCUCGACUGCCUGAGGGACAAGAAUCUGAUGCAGUUGAAGAAGCUCAACAUCGCGCUCUUUCCCGUGCGUUACAACGACAAGUACUACGCCGACGCCCUCUCCUCCGGCGAUUUCACGAAGCUCGCUUAUUAUAGUGAUAUUUGUGUUGGUGCAAUUGCUUGUCGUUUGGAGAGAAAGGAAGGAGGAUCAAUUCGUGUUUACAUUAUGACACUUGGUGUUUUGGCUCCAUAUAGGGGAUUAGGAAUUGGUACGAAGCUGUUAAAUCAUGUGUUGGAUUUCUCCGCUAAGCAGAAUAUUUCUGAGAUCUAUUUGCAUGUACAAACAAACAAUGAUGAAGCCAUUUCCUUCUAUAAGAAAUUUGGUUUUGAGAUCACAGAGACGAUAGAGAAUUACUACACAAACAUUAGCCCACCAGAUUGCUAUGUUCUUAGUAAGCUUCUGCCUGUACCUGCCGCAAAGAAAUGAGGGCACCUGUGAUGAAAAUUCAAUGCUUAAAUGGUUCUUUUGGUGUUUCUGCGGGAAAUGAUAUUAAUCGCUCUCCUUCCUAUUUAACUGUAUAGAGAUGGUCAUAGAAACUUAAUUUUAACAUUUUGGUGAUUUUGGCACAAUGAUAGAAUGCUUACUCUCUUUGAUUAAGAACUAGUUGCUGAAGUUGAAUUUCACCCUUUUUUUUUCUGUUCUCUCA
Molecule: messenger RNA, 830 nt
Organism: Dendrobium catenatum
Lineage: Eukaryota; Viridiplantae; Streptophyta; Magnoliopsida; Asparagales; Orchidaceae
Product: N-alpha-acetyltransferase 50
Exons: 3
Coding region: 134-610 (158 amino acids)
Biological process (GO): mitotic sister chromatid cohesion
Cellular component (GO): NatA complex; cytoplasm
Molecular function (GO): N-acetyltransferase activity
Source: RefSeq, a predicted model, not a curated record